This is a messenger RNA of Choloepus didactylus (southern two-toed sloth), 5475 nucleotides long. It is a transcript of the gene TMEM38B, whose product is annotated as transmembrane protein 38B. NCBI's taxonomy places the organism in Eukaryota, Metazoa, Chordata, Mammalia, Pilosa, Megalonychidae. The record is from RefSeq and is a predicted model, not a curated record. The coding region runs from base 110 to 985 and encodes 291 amino acids. Gene Ontology annotation, biological process: potassium ion transmembrane transport. Gene Ontology annotation, cellular component: membrane. Gene Ontology annotation, molecular function: potassium channel activity; identical protein binding. The transcript has 6 exons.
UGCACGGAGGCGCGCGCGGCCGCGGACGUCCCCUCCCCCACCGCGCACCGCGCACGCGGGAAACCCGCUACCGCCGCCGCUGUUUGGGUCGUCGCGGUGGGUCGUCGUCAUGGCCUCUGCGUGGGACGAACUGACUCUUGCCUUCUCCCGCACGUCCAUGUUUCCCUUUUUUGACGUCGCCCACUAUCUGGUGUCCCUGAUGGCGAUGAGGCAUCAGCCGGGAGCAGAGGCAGUGGCAUUGAAGAAUCCUCUUUCAAGCUGGUUUACUGCUAUGCUCCACUGUUUUGGUGGAGGAAUUUUAUCCUGUAUACUGCUUGCAGAGCCUCCUUUGAGAUUUCUUGCAGACUACACUAAUGUAUUACUGGCAACUUCAAUCUGGUAUGUUGUAUUUUUUUGCCCAUGUGACCUAGUUUUCCAGGGCUAUUCUUUCCUACCUGUUCAACUCUUGGCUGCAGGAAUGAAGGAAGUGACCAGAACUUGGAAAAUAGUAGGUGGAGUCACUGAUGCUAAUAGCUAUUACAAAAAUGGCUGGAUAGUCAUGAUAGCUGUUGGAUGGGCCCGAGGUGCAGGUGGUAGCAUUGUCACGAAUUUUGAACAGUUGGUAAAAGGAAGUUGGAAACCGGAAACUGAAGAAUGGCUGAAAUUGUCCUACCCUGCCAAGGUGACCCUGCUGGGGUCAGCUGUCUUCACAUUACAGCACACCAAGUAUCUGUCAAUAUCAAAGCAUAAUCUUAUGUUCUUUUAUACCAUCUUUCUUGUGUCCACAAAGAUAGCCAUGAUGCUUACAAAGACUUCUGUUUCGCCUUUUGCUUGUUUUGAGGAUACAUUGGGUCGGAUAUUCUUUGGCAGGCAGCAACAGUUGUCACCAUGUGGGAAGAAAAGUGAAGUUAAAUCAUCCUUUAAUGGCACUGGUUCAUCUACCUCAAAGCCUACAGUUGAUGCUUCAGAUAAAGUUAAAAAGAAACACACUAAGAAGACUGAGUAAAUUUACUUGGUAAGCUCCAGAAGGAAAAAAAAAUUUCUCAUCUACCUGUCAGAUUGUGAUAAAUAUUUCUAUGUAAAUGAUGUGAAAUAAAGAUUAUAUGUAAGAAAUGGAGGUGACAAAAAGGAAGAAAGAACUUUCUGUUUCAAGGAGACUUCCUCUUUCUGAAUUGUAAUUCUUGAAUGUUGUGAGUGUAUCAUGUGAAAUUGUUUUUCUAAGUUAACUAUAAAAGAUUCUAUUGUGAUUAUUUUAAUAGUUUAUAUUGGUAAAAUAAGGCUAGAUUUUUUUGAAAUGUUAGUAAAAAUAAACCUGACGUCAUUGCAAAAUAACAAAAAUUAAAACUUUUUGGGUUUUUUUUUAAGGUAUUUUCAUAUGUGUUUCUAUUUGAAUUUAUUUGAGCUUUAGUCAGCAAAAUUAAACAUAUAUACUUUACCAUUGUGAUUCGUAGGUAUGGAAAACAAUUCCUUUUUAAUUUUGAGCACUGAAAAGAAUAAACUUUUCCUAUAUAUUUUGUAUUGUGAAUGAAAAUCAAUUACUAGUUUAUAUUUCCCCCGACAUAAACAUUGUAUUUUUGCCCACAAUAAAUGGAAAAUAUAUGACAUUUUAUUCAGUUUUAUUUCUAGUGGUAUUGUUUUUCAUUAAGAACAGAUUUUAAUAUGUGUCUUGAUAUAAAGUCUAUUUUAUGCCCUUGUUUAAAAGACUGCUGUUUUUUUUCCUCAAAAGAAAAUCAGGGUGUAAAGUUUAAUAAAUUAUUAAUUCCAUGUUUUGUUUAGUUUUUUGUUUUUUUCAUUUUAGGAGCUUAUUUUUUCCUCUCUCAUUUCACAUAUUGUUAAAUUUUCUUUGAACUUAGUUGCUCUGAAUACAGUGAUGGUAGUUAUCUUAAUGAUUCAAUGAAAAGUAUCUCAAUUAAAAAUUUCCCCCAUAUCUCCUUUGUAGUGGGUACUUUUUCAUUUUCUAGUUGAAUGUCUCUCAUUAGUUUGCAUGUGGUUAUAUUUAAUCCACAUGUACAUAUAUUAAUUUUACUUUACAUUAAAAGUAAUUAUCUUUAUGUAUAAAUGUUAGGCUCUAAUGAGAAAUGUCUUUGAACAGUCGGUAGUAACCAGCUAACCAGGAAGAAACUGAGAAAUCAAAGCCUCAGAUAGUAGUCCAUUUGAACGAAAAUGAUGACACUAAAUUUGGUUCCUUUUUGGCAAAACAAAACCAAAACAAACAAGAAAGAGUACAAAGUAAUGUUAGAUUUUCUUUCUUUUGUUGUUUAAAAGUGCAGUUAUAACUUUAAAACUCUUGGAUAUGAUUUCUUCUUCAAGACCGUGAACCUACUACCUGGAAAGAGUUAGUAAGUACCAGCCAUUUCUGGAUAGCUUAGAAGUAUUCCAAUCACAUUCAAAUUAGGAGUUGUUGUUUUUUAAAAUUUAUUUUAUUAAAAAAAAUUUAACAGCUAUAAUGACCAGCAGGUACUAUACUUUUUCUUGUUAAAAAAUAAAAAAGAUUUUUUUGAGCCGCCUUUGGUGGCCUUAGAAUGCUAAGAAGUUUAAUUUAAAUAUGGUCCCAGAAAGCACUGAAUAUUUAAGAGUUCUGUAUUAUAUUUGAUACUCUUAUGGUUAAAAAAUAACUUUUCAAAAUUAACAUAUUACUAAGUAUUGACUUAUUUUUAAAAUUUGAGUUUAACUGUUGAAAUGCAUGUAUUAAUGACAAACUUAUUAAAAUAAGUUAUUUAGCAUUAAUGGAGUGUCACAUUAUUUUAUGUUUUUUUCUUUUAUAUUUUUCUUGCAUUAGGAGUUUAGAACUCCUUUGGUGUUUUUACUGAUACAAUAUUCAAUGAUUACUCUCCAAAUGGGACAUGAGUACAAAUUUUAUUAAUCUAUGCAAGCAUACUGUAGCCCUCAAUUUGAGGUUCUUAGGUAAAGCUGGACUCAAGAACAUGGUUUAGGCCUGAAACCUUCCACCCUGUAUCUACUCAGGCUUGCUUGCAGAGACUUGACUGGAUUUGCAAUACAGGUAGACUCUUUACUGAACCUGAAGCAUGGAUGGGCAGGUAGGCCUGCCUCACAUGCCAGUCAUAGGAGGCACUGAGAAAGUCAAGACCUACUGGGUCUCUUUAACAAAGGAGGCAAGAAGCUGGCAAGAAUAUAGGCCAUGUUAACUCAGUGAUCUCACCAUCUAGUAAAUGUGACCCCAAAGAAUAUCAAACUGAUUUAUCAGAUUAUUCACUCGUCUUCCCCAGGGAGAAUUGUGUAAGAGUUGGAGAGAGACCAGAUGUUCAGUAAAGAUGAAUUUCAGUGGAAAUUUUAGCCUCUCUGUUGGCGGAGAUCAGGAAAUGGAGAGAUGAAAGGAGGGAAACAAUACCUUACCAUUAAAAUCUACCUCAAAUUAAGUUGAUAGCAAUUGAGUUACAGUAUGUGGGAAAGGAAGGAAUGUGUUCAAAGAACGCUCCCCCAAAGGCCUUUAUAGUGUUUGCCUCAGGUAUAAUUUACCUCCUUGGUGGGGCUCAUUCAUUUGUUUUCUCAAAUAUUGAGUGCCAGCUAUCUGAAGAUAAUAGACUUGGAAGAUACAGUAAACAAAACAAAAGGCUUUCUCUCUUGGUAGUUUACAUUCUAGUGAUAGGGAGAUGAGCAAUAAACAAAUAAAUGAGCUCUUGUUGAUAAUGAAGGCUAUGAAUAAAUGUUAAGCAGGACACUAGGAUAAAAAGUUGGGGUGUUGAAGAUGAUUGACAAAAUAGUAUUGCUAGAAAAGGCUUUUCUAUUAAAAUUACAGAGGGCCGCUCCCUACCCAUCAGGUCUCUGCUAAAAUGUAUUCAUUUUUAUAAUGAUAUAUUUUAAUAAGCAGAAGUUUUUAAUUUUGGACAAGUCUCAUUUCCGACUUUCUGCAUCUUAACUGCUUUCUGCAUCUUAAGAAACUUUGCCUACCCCAGGUCAUGAAGAUAUUUGCCAGAACUGAGGAACCCCAAAUAAAGGAGUGCCUAGCUUUUUCCUCAGAAACAUUUAAAAGAGAAACGCUUUAUGCUAUUAUGUGAAGCAAUAAUUCUGUUACUGAGCAAGUCACAUAUGCCUCAUUUUUGGUUUUUCUUCCUGAAAUUCUUUGUAUACCUUGCAUAUGUGGUCUUUUUUCUGCACUUGUGCUGCAGGUUAUGCAUUGUAGUAAUUUGUAACUUUCUCCUAUAUGUCUGGUUAGGCUUUCUGUGGGCCUCUUCGGCUUUGGUUUAUUGCAACUCUCAUAUUUAGAAGAGAUAGUGAGUAAAAAUGUGCUAAUAGCAAAUCUUUUAAAAAUGAAAUAAAAAAUCCCCUAAUCUCAUUGUAGGUAUAGGGUUAAAAUAAAGUUGGUUGGGAAGGUAUUGGUCCAUAAUGAAAUAUAUAACCUAACUGCAUAUUUUGUAAGGUAUUUUGGCAUGAAAGAUGGGCAGCAGAGUCAAAUAGCAGGCAACAACAGAUGUUUUAUUGAGAGAAGCUGCAGGGCUUCCCCAGCUGGCAGAAAGAGACUACUUGGAGGGGAAAGCCACACAGUUGGGUGGCGGGAUUUCUUUCUUUAUAGGGCUUUCUGCCAAUCAGGAGGUAACACAGUGUCUUGGAGAUUUAAGGUAUGUGAGCUCUGGGCAAUAGGGGAUUACACAUAGUUUAUCUCAUAACUUGGCAAUGGCCUGGUUUGUAGAUUCAAACAGGAGAAGUGGGGGAGGGAGGGAACAGUGAUGUGACACAUAGUCUGUUAAAUAACAUGGCUUUACAAAAGAGGGAGCUAAGGGAGGAGCCCAGGGCCCAGUCCUAACAAUUUGUUGUGACAAAAUGUGGAACAAUGGUCUGAUAUGUGAAUCAGUAGUCCCUGGGUUAAUUUACAUGGCAGAUUGUCAGAUGAUCUAUGGCAAUAGAAAGUUACAUGACACACAUAACUGAAGAUAGGAACUACUUCCUUCUGUAUUUAAUAAUGAGAAUUGAGACUUAAUUAGUAUGAAAGAAAUUAAGCAAUUCAUAUGAAUUACUGUCAGGAAACAAGGAAUGGGUGGGGUGGUUGGUGAGGGACUCUUGCCAGACCAAUUUAGUAACUUCAGGUGUUCUGUUUUUGUUUUAUUUUUGUGUUUUUCUUUUCCCCCUGUAGAAUUGCUGUGUUGGUGAAGAGAAUGAAGUUGAUAAUGGAUAUUUGGACCUUUUGUUUUAUUAUGCAAAGUUUGACUUAAAAAUUUAUGUUCAUCUCAAUAAAAAUAGUAGACUGAAACUAUACUUGAAGGCAAUAUGAAAUGGAAGAAAUCUGUAGUGGCUGAUAAAGAACCUUGUUAUGUUUGACAUCUUAAUGUGCUGUGAGAGGAGGUAUAAAGCAUCCUAAUGAAAUUUGCAGAGGACAUUAGUUGUUAUGAAAGCGUUUGAAGACAGGAAAACUUCAAAAGACUAAUAGUAUGCUUGGAAAACCACCUGGUUUAAAAAUACAUACAGCUGCAAAGAAAUUAUAUAAGGCCCAAACAUAAGGAAAUAUGCGUGCAUUUUGUAAUAAACUUUGACAAAAAUGAA